Contarinia nasturtii (swede midge) is the source of this 3591-nucleotide messenger RNA. Its product is annotated as linear gramicidin synthase subunit B-like. Gene Ontology annotation, biological process: amino acid activation for nonribosomal peptide biosynthetic process; secondary metabolite biosynthetic process. Gene Ontology annotation, molecular function: phosphopantetheine binding; catalytic activity. NCBI's taxonomy places the organism in Eukaryota, Metazoa, Arthropoda, Insecta, Diptera, Cecidomyiidae. Gene Ontology annotation, cellular component: cytoplasm. The annotation marks the transcript as partial. The record is from RefSeq and is a predicted model, not a curated record. The transcript has a single exon.
AUGCUAUCACAGUUGCGACAAAUCGGACUGGAUACCAACGUUCGAGAAGUUUUUGAUAGUCUCUCAUUAGCCGCACUAGCUAAGAUUAUUGGCAAAUACCAGAAAAUCAGUAUUCCACCCAAUCUGAUUACCGAAAAUUGUAUGAAGAUUACACCGGACAUGUUACCACUUAUCAGCCUAUCUCAAUCAGAGAUUGAUUCUCUAGUAGCUCAAGUACCGGGUGGUAUAGCCAAUAUUCAAGAUAUUUAUGGAUUAGCACCAUUACAAGAAGGAAUCUUGUUUCAUCAUAUGAUGGCUGAGCAUGGCGAUUCGUACUUGCUAGUUAGUCGUCUACAUUUUAGUGAUCGAGAGAAACUUGAACGUUUUGUAGCCGCUUUGCAACAGGCAAUUGAACGACACGAUAUUUAUCGGACCGCCUUCAUUUGGGAGGGACUCAGUGAACCUGCACAAAUCGUAUUGCGUCGAGUUCCUUCGAUACUCACCGAAGUCACACUGGAUGAAACCGAUGAUUCGGCCCUAGAACAAUUAAAUAACCGCUUUAAUCCACGUCACUACAAACUAGAUCUGACCCAAGCGCCUUUGCUACGUGUGUUUGCUGCUCGAACGGCUGAAGAAAAAUGGGUGGCAGUGAUUCUCAUGCACCAUUUAAUUGAUGACCACACAACACUAAAAAGACUGAAUGUAGAAGUGCACGCCAUCAUCGAUGGACAAAAUGAGAAUUUGACAACUCCCACGCCAUUCCGGCAAUUAGUGGCUCAAGCUCGCCUAGGAGUUAGCCAAGCUGAACAUACUAAAUUUUUCGAAGAAAUACUUGCGGACGUUGAUACACCAACCCUUCCGUUUGGUCUGAGGGACGUUCAUAGCGAUGGAAUCUCAAUCGAUGAAAUACAUCUGAAGUUACCAAAGGAGAUUAGUAAUCAGUUGCGAACCCUUGCACGCCAUUUACAUGUUGGCUUGACCAGCCUUUGCCAUUUGGCGUGGGCACAAGUACUUGCUAAAGCCAGUGGACACAAGACAGUUGUCUUCGGCACCGUACUAUUCGGUCGUUUAAAUUCCGGAGAGAACGAUAGUACAAUGGGGUUAUUGAUAAACACGCUACCAAUUAGGCUGGAUAUGGACGAGAGAACGGUUGAGAACGCCGUGCGUCAUACUCACUCACGUUUAAGUGCAUUGCUAGAACAUGAGCAUGCAUCGCUUGCGUUGGCACAACGUUGUAGCGGAGUGCCAGCAACUUUGCCGCUUUUCAAUGCGUUAUUGAAUUAUCGUCAUAAUCAGCUAAACAUGGAGGUCACUACGUUAAUUGAUGGAGUCACUCUUCUGAGCGCUGAGGAGCGAACAAAUUAUCCAAUAACCUUAUCAAUUGAUGACGACAGUGAGGCGCUAGUUCUAACAGCUCAAGUGAUGUCACCAAUAUCAGCAGCACGGAUUUGUGUUUAUAUGCAACAAGCCCUCUUCUCACUUGUCGAUGCCUUAACUCACACACCACAGCGACCUGUACGAACAUUGACUGUGAUGCCACCAGAAGAACGAGAGAUGCUGUUGCAUACAUGGAACCAGACGACAGUUAAUUAUUCGACUCUUCGUUGCCUUCACGAGUUAUUUGAAGAACAAGUAGAGCGGGACAGAAAUGCAAUCGCUAUUGAAUGUGAUAGAGAAACUUUGAGUUAUGCUGAACUCAAUGUUCAAGCAAAUAGAUUGGCACAUUAUCUGAUUGAGCUAGGUGUCAAACCUGAUGAUCGCAUCGCACUUUGUGUUAAACGCAGCUCUAAAUUGGUCGUAGCUAUAUUGGGAAUUCUAAAAGCUGGUGGCGCCUACGUUCCACUUGAUCCAGUUUACUCGAGUCAACGCCUCAGAAAUAUUUUACAAGACGCAAAUCCAUUGUGUUUGUUGGUGGAUUCUAUUGGUCAGAAAGCACUUAAAGAUCAUGAGGUGCCUGUGGUCAAUUUAGAUGAAGCGUUGCGAGACUCAUUGCCAGAUGAUGAAAAUCCUGAUCCGAUAAAGCUGAACCUAACGCCGACGCACUUGUCCUUUGUACUUUACACCUCUGGAUCAACUGGAACGCCGAAAGGGGUGAUGAUCGAACACAUGAAUAUCACAAAUUACCUUAACUGGUGUAAGGAGGAGUUUACAACGGAAGAUUUGGAGCAUACCUUAUUUUCAACUUCUAUUGGAUUUGAUUUGUCUGUUUUCGAAUGUUUUGCGCCAUUGUCUGUGGGAAAAAUUGUACAUAUCGUGAAGGAUGCACUCUCUAUUACACAAUUUCAGUCCAAUAUCUCCUUGUUCAACACAGUGCCUUCUGCCCUCACUGAAAUACUAAAUGUGGGAACUUUACCUUCUUCAGUUCAUACCCUCCAAAUGGUAGGCGAGUCACUAAACGAACGCUUAAUCAACCGCAUUUUUACUCAAACUCAAAUUACUAAACUAUAUAAUCUCUACGGACCUACGGAAACAAAUAACGUAACUUGUUAUACAUAUAAACCAGGCGAUGUUGUAAUAGAAACGAUAGGACGCCCCAUUGCCAAUACACAGAUAUACCUUCUAGAUGCAUCAGGUGAACCGGUUCCGCUGGGAACUGAAGGAGAAUUGUAUAUUGGUGGAGCUGGUGUGGCACGAGGCUACUUGAACCGACCGGAACGUACUGCAGAACGUUUUAUUUCUGAUCCAUUUAGUGAUAAUCCCAGGACACGCAUGUACCGGACCGGUGACCUGGCAUGCUAUUUGCCUGAUGGCAAUCUCGUUUAUAUGGGACGUACCGACCAACAAAUAAAAAUUCGUGGUUUCCGAAUUGAGCCAGGUGAAAUUGAAGCCUGUUUAGUCGACCAUCCUCUAGUAAGAGAGGCAGUAGUAUUGUCGUGGAAAAACAAGACAGAUGCAGAUGCUCGACUAGUCGCCUAUGUAGUGGCUGACCUCGAUACAUCACUCGCUCAAAAUCUACGAACUUAUCUAGCAUCUCUUUUGCCUGAUUAUAUGGUGCCAGCAGCAUAUAUUUGUUUAUCGUCGUUGCCAAUAACACACAAUGGAAAGUUAGAUCGACGUGCAUUACCCGCUCCAGACGAUGAGGCUUUUGCUCGUCAACUAUAUGAAGAACCGAGAGGCGAAACAGAAGUGAAACUAGCCGCACUUUGGAGUGAAUUAUUGGGUAUAGAACGUAUCAGUCGGCAUGACAAUUUUUUUGCGCUUGGUGGUCACUCUCUUCUGAUUGUACGAAUGCUGACCCGAUUAAGGCAAGUUGGACUGGACACCAACGUUCGAGAAGUAUUUAAUGCAACCUCUUUGGCUGCACUAGCUAAGACUCUCAACCAUUAUCAAAAAAUUAGCAUACCAACCAAUGUAAUUACCAAAGAUUGCACGAUGAUUAUUCCUGACAUGUUACCUCUCAUUAAUCUAUCUCAGACAGAGAUUGAUGCAUUGGUUACACAUGUGCCCGGUGGCAUAACCAAUAUUCAAGAUAUUUACGGGUUGGCACCAUUACAACAAGGCAUUUUAUUCCAUCAUAUGAUGGCUGAGCGAGGUGAUCCAUACUUGUCUGUUGCCCGUUUGAGAUUUGUGGAUAAGAUGGCGAUUGAAAAUUACACUUCCACCUUACAACAG